Messenger RNA from Bacillus rossius redtenbacheri, 2928 nucleotides. RefSeq names its product microphthalmia-associated transcription factor (gene Mitf). The record is from RefSeq and is a predicted model, not a curated record. The coding region runs from base 351 to 1691 and encodes 446 amino acids. Gene Ontology annotation, molecular function: RNA polymerase II cis-regulatory region sequence-specific DNA binding; protein dimerization activity; DNA-binding transcription factor activity, RNA polymerase II-specific. Gene Ontology annotation, biological process: regulation of transcription by RNA polymerase II. Gene Ontology annotation, cellular component: nucleus. Lineage: Eukaryota; Metazoa; Arthropoda; Insecta; Phasmatodea; Bacillidae. The transcript has 9 exons.
UAGUAUCCAUUUUUGGUAGUUGGAUGUACUGGGAACAACGCCCACUUUUACACUCUGUUGGUGGUUGUUGGUUAAAAUCACUAAGGAGCGAGUUUAUGAGAAAUAAAUGUUGUAUGCUGAUUAUAUGCAUUUGUAAGGAGAGCCAUGGAUGUUGUUGACGGUAGAAACAGCUAGUGAACUUAAUAUAAGAAAAUUGUAUGUCUAAUAUUUAAUCUGUGAAUUCGAAGACUGAGCGACUGAAUAUGAAGCAUUUAUUCGGGGAUUGAAGGUAGAUUGAUUAGAAACAUUAUAGCUCUCCAACUUUCAAGACGGCCACCACCACGUCUCGCACACAGCUGAAACUUCAGUUGAUGAAACAGCAGCUCCAGGAGCAGGAGCGACGAGAGGCAGAGAUGAGGCAGCAGAAAGAGCAGCAGCUACGGCUGUCGAAUGCCACUUCCAACAAAGUUCCUGUCACCAUCCAAGACAUAGCUAUGGAUGUCCCCCCGCAGGUGUUACAGGUGAAGACAGUCCUAGAAAAUCCAACUCGUUACCAUGUGAUCCAGAAACAGAAGAGUCAAGUGCGGCAGUUCCUAAGUGAGUCCUUGCACCAACAGCCCGUGGUGGGAAGCAGUUGUGGCAAUACUGGUGGUCGAAGUGUGAAGAGUACAGGCGAUGUGGGUAUAGGGGGCAGUGUUUUUGCUGUUCCACCGCUGGGGGAGUCAUACCGACGACGUAUCGCGACAACCAGCAGCCCCGAACGAGUGGUAACUGUUUCUCCAGGGGUCAGCUCAGUUGCAACUAGUACUUCAGAGGCUGAAGACUUGAUAGAAGAUAUUCUGUCUUUCGAACAAAGCUCCUUGGCUUCAGAUGCUUACAAAGUAUCUAAUUCUGGUCUUAACAACUCAUCAGAUAUGCAGUUUGCAACAUCUGACAACCUUUUCAGCCAAUUGAUACCAUUGGCUGGAGGCAAUGUUGGCAACAAAACCAGCAUCUCUUGCCCACCCGACCUUGAUGCUCCAAACAUCAAGUCAGAGCCGUUGCACUUCAGUGAUGCAGAGUUAAAUGCUUAUGCGAAAGACCGGCAGAAGAAAGACACUCACAACAUGAUUGAACGCAGACGGCGUUAUAAAAUUAAUGACCAAAUAAAAGAGUUGGGAACGUUGCUGCCAAAGAAUAAUGACUUGUACCAUGAAGUAAUUCGUGAUUCACGGCCUAAUAAGGGAAACAUUCUCAAAUCUUCUGUUGAGUACAUCAAGAUUUUGAAACAUGAUUCCCAGCGAAUGAAACAAAUCGAGAUGAGGCAGAAACAGUUGGAGCAUGAGAAUCGUGCAUUGCGUCUUAAAGUGCAGGAACUUGAAAUGAGAGUAAAAGUACAGGAUGGCACAUCAGUGUCACCAGUCACGGAACCUAUGCUUCACAGUUCGGCUCCUACACUGAAAGUCAGUUUUGUGAAACCCAAGCCUCUUCGGUCAGGUUCCCUUGAAAGGGUGCCAGAAGUAGUGAAUACCAUUUCUCAGGUAGAGGACUUGAUGGAUGAUGAUCAUCCAGUGACUGGUGAUCCCAUGUUGUCUUCGCCAAUCGUCCCAAGUCCAGAUUCCGUGUCACAUUUCACUAACAUGAGUAGCUACGAUAAUCUGAAGACAAUAGAUGAUAUGGACCAUUUGUGUGUGCAUGAAUGCAUAAUAAGCGACAUUGAUAUGUGUUCAUAACGUUGGCAUCAAGGUGCAUGUUAAAUACAUGAUAUAGCCAAUUUACACAUAUCUUGUAAAAUGUCAUUCUACGGCUUAUACGGCCAUGUGUGAGACACGCACUUUUGUUAGUAUUACAAUCUGAUCUCACACAAAAAAUUUAGUUGCAAUUAAAUCUGAAAUAUAAUAUCUCCACAAUGUUACAGUUCUCUAUUCUAAAAUUUGGAAGCAUUGCACAGAAUAAAAAAAAAUUAUCAAAUAGUCAUGGGUCUAAAACAAAUAUUCAAUGAGUAACAUGUCUGAUUUUAUGUUUAUAAUUUUUAAAAAGAAUUAAAUAUUAUGAUUGUGACUGAUAAUUGCAUUUAUAUUUAAUUGUAAUCUUAGCCUACAGAAUCUGCUUUCAAGUGUUAACUUCUGCUUCAAUAAUUACACUGCUUUAAUAUUUCAGUGUAUAGGUUUUUUUUUUUUAAAAAAAAAAGACCUCAAGGUAGUCAAAAUACAGAAAUAAUUACAGACCCAUUGCUAUGUGGUAAAAAAAAUAUUCAUUUUGCUCUCAUUUGCUUUUCACAAAAGUUAAUCAUUGAAUUUUGGAAUACUAUGCAUGUGUUAAUAUUGGCAGCACUUGAUUGUUGGUUCAAUAAACUUCUGUGCUUUAAUUAAAUUCAGUGAUAUACAGUUUUAGAAAAAUUUAAUACCAUAUAUAUGCACAUUAAAUUAAGAAGUUUCAACUCUUCACAAUUAUUUUUAUAUAUUUACCGGACUGUCAUGUAGUUAAUUUUAGUAAUUUAGUGUUAUAUAAAUGUUUGCAUAAAGAAGUAGUUCUUUUGCCAUAAUUUCUUUCUGAUAUUGUAUUGUGCAAUAAGCAGACGAAUAUAUUUUUAGAAGACCAUUAUUAUGUACCUGAAAUGUGUAGUUAUAAAUAGAAGAGUAAAGUUAAGUUUUAAACUUGAUUGUAUGUGUUCAGCAGAGAUUUAUAGUAAAAAACUUUAUAUUGUUAAUAUUACUACAGAAUUUUAUAAAAACAAUCCUCUAUCAUUUAUUAAUGUUUGUGUUGUAAUCACAGAUACUUUUUAAGGAUGUGCUGUUUACAGCUAAGAAUGUUUUAAAGUAUAUUUUUUAAGGAUGUGCUGUUUACAGCUAAGAAUGUUUUAAAGUAUAAUGAAAAUAGGAAGAGUCAGUCCAGCCAACAGUAAUAAUAAAAUUCUGGUAAAAACACAACUGUUAUACUUUAGAUAACAAUAAAUUAUUGACUUCGGAA